AUGGCUGAAUCAGAAUCUCAGGAAGGAAACUAUGAUAACAGGGGAAACAAGGUACAGAACUCCAAAACGGACAUGGAGGAACUUCUGGAGAAAAUGGAAGAACUAACAGUGCAUGCAGCCUGGAUGGCCUACGACUACGUACCUAUCCAGACCAACGCAGACCUGCACAACGCCAUGCAGCACUUGGAAGAUGUCUUCUUGAUGUGCAAAGAGCAGAUGGAGAAGAAAUGGCAAGAGGUGCUACUGGAAUCUAGAGGUGAUGGGCAAAAAAAGGAGUAA
Molecule: messenger RNA, 279 nt
Organism: Hirundo rustica (Barn swallow)
Lineage: Eukaryota; Metazoa; Chordata; Aves; Passeriformes; Hirundinidae
Gene: SYCE3
Product: synaptonemal complex central element protein 3
Exons: 2
Coding region: 1-279 (92 amino acids)
Biological process (GO): reciprocal meiotic recombination; synaptonemal complex assembly; spermatogenesis
Cellular component (GO): central element
Source: RefSeq, a predicted model, not a curated record